CCGUUGUCCGUCAUUUGUUAUAGACAUCAAUGGAGGUUGCCGGUCUAACACUCAGUGCUGUCGCACUGGCAACGCUAUUCAACACCUGCGUCGAAUGCUUCGAGACUUUUUCCCAAGGGAGAAACCUAGAGAAGGACUUCAGCUACCUUCUCAUCAGGCUGGACUUUGAAAGAACACAAUUACUAUUGUGGGGAAACUCAAGCGGCAUUCUCAAGAUCGAGAAAGAGGAUCGACAUGUCAGGUUGGCAGACCCGACGGUUUCCAAGCUUGUUGAAGAUGCGCUAGGUGCAAUCAAAACUCUUCUCUCGGAUGCCAGUUUAUUGCAACAGCGUUAUGGCGUCAAAUUCAGUACCGCAACCUCGGCAAAGAAACAGUCAAUAUCAGCAAAUUUACUUAGUACGAACAGCAUGAAUUUGUUUCGCACCUCAUGA
Messenger RNA from Bipolaris sorokiniana ND90Pr, 431 nucleotides. RefSeq lists its product as uncharacterized. NCBI's taxonomy places the organism in Eukaryota, Fungi, Ascomycota, Dothideomycetes, Pleosporales, Pleosporaceae. Bases 30 to 431 code for a protein of 133 amino acids. The transcript has a single exon. The record is from RefSeq and is a predicted model, not a curated record.